This is a messenger RNA of Salvia hispanica, 2164 nucleotides long. RefSeq names its product phosphatidylinositol 4-kinase gamma 8-like. The record is from RefSeq and is a predicted model, not a curated record. Lineage: Eukaryota; Viridiplantae; Streptophyta; Magnoliopsida; Lamiales; Lamiaceae.
UUUCUAUCUCCACGAGGAUUUCUUUUACUUGACGGAAUAAUCCGUUCCCGCGCUCUUCCGUUGCCGUUUCAUCUUCCUGAACGCUUCGCCGGUGUUCAGAACAAAUUUGGCGACUUCUAAGCGGAGGGGCGAGCGAGAGCUUUAUUUCGACGGUCUACGGAGAUUAGCGCACAUUUCUUUUUCUUGUUCUUGAAUCUAACCGCCUCUUUUUUGAAACCUUGGAAAUGUGAUGUCUAAUCUCCUAAGCAGACUAAUCCUCUAGAGAGAAUUUUGCAAACAAGCAGCCCUUUAGUAUGCGUAGUAGUGAUAAUUUGAGACUCCCCCUGAGAUGGCUGCAGCUGUUAAUCAAGUUCAUGGAUUCAAACCGUUAGCCUUCCCUCCGCGAUGCCAUCCUCACCUUGACUGCAAAAUGAUCGAGUUGAGUCAAUCCAAGUUCAACUUCUCUUGCAUCCACAGGAGCUCCUCCACGCCAUGCCUCUCCCACAAUUCCUCCAAUGCAGAGGAUGACUUCUCAGCGAGCCCAAGGAUUGAGAUCAUUGUGGGGCACGCCCUGCCCCAAGUGAAUGCCCUCGUUGUGGAGGUUGCCAUGGCAAUGUCCACUGGUGUUGAACUAGAGAGGGCUCCGAGUGGCCUUGGUGGUGCCUACUUCUUACAUGCUCGGAAUGGUCGCACUAUAGCUGUUGCGAAGCCGGUUGAUGAGGAGCCUCUAGCGAUCAACAAUCCGAAAGGCUUUGGUGGACGGAUGUUAGGGCAACCGGGGAUGAAAAGCUCUAUCAGGAUUGGUGAGACCGGUGCUCGUGAAUCCGCUGCUUAUCUCCUUGACCAUGGUGGUUUCUCCGGUGUCCCUCCAACUGCAUUAGUUAAACUCUCGCAUUUCAACUUCGGUCUACUCAAGUCUGGCUCAGAUUCAGGUUCAAACCCGAGUUACAAGAUUGCAUCCCUCCAGCGCUUCGUCAAUCAUGACUCUGACGCUGGAGAUUUGGGCCCUUCGAGCUUCUCAGUCACCUGUGUUCAUCGCAUUGGCAUUCUAGACAUAAGGCUGAUGAAUCUCGACAGGCACGCCGGGAACCUUCUCGUGAGGCAAGAAAACGAGAGUUACGGCCUAGGAAAAGCUGAGCUCGUCCCCAUAGAUCAUGGCUUCUGCUUGCCUGAGUGCCUUGACAAUCCUUAUUACGAGUGGCAGCACUGGCCUCAGGCUUCCCUGCCUUUCUCGGAGGCUGAAGCUGAUUACAUCUCCAGCCUCGACCCCUUUAAGGACGCCGAGCUGCUAAGGACUCACAUCCCAUCAAUCAGGGAGUCCUCCGUUCGUGUUCUUAUCCUCUGCACGAUAUUCUUGAAACAAGCAGUGGCCUACGGUUUAUGCCUUGUCGACAUAGGUGAGAUGAUGACCCGAGAAUUGCUUGGUGGGAAAGAGCAUUGCAGCUCUUUGGAGAACUUAUGUGUUGCUGCUAAGGCUAGCUUGAACAUGGGACUCAUCGAUGAGGAUCAUCACAUUGCAGAAGCUGAUGAAGUGCUCAUUCCUCGUACUUUCAAGAACCGCCACAAAGCAGGUGGAUUGAUGAGGAGUCUGAGCUCCCCUGCACCAUACAACUCUAACAGCCAAAGCAUUUCCUUUGCGGACAUGGGCAACGAGGAAUGGCAUUCAUUCCUGGAGGCAUUCCAACACCUCCUGCCCGAGGCCUUCGAGGAGAAAACAUCCAUGUGCUUGGCCAAACACAGGUUAAGAACUUCUUGUGCCUUCUAAGAACGUAAAACAAGUAUAAAAAUGAGGUGUAUAAAACCGCGACCCCACCUGUAUGUAGCAUCGGAUAACUGUGUAUAUGGUCUACUAACACCGUAGAUGACAUUGGAUAUAAUGUAGAUAACAAAAUUGGUAGUGUGUGUGAGGGAAAAGGGAUAUGGCAAGAUUGCCAUCCUUUCUAUUAGAGCUUGUGUUUAGCUGUUUGUUUUCUUCCUUGUUUCUAUUGUCUUUGUUGUUCUUGUCUUUAUCGUAUCGAUCGAACAUCAACUGUGUUUAGUAUCGAAGGCUUUUCAUCUUGGACAAAGCCUUUGUAAUAAGUCAGUUAGAUCAGUGUUCAGACAGAGAUUGUUAUUGCUUUAGCUUUUACUCAAGAUUGGUUUGUGGGGGUGUGAUUUGAAUAAAUUUGUUGUGUUUUUAUCCAUA